AUGUCGGCUGAGAAGCGAAUUCGAAGCGAUGAGGCGGAGAAGGAGGAGAGGACGGAGAGGAAGUUAGCACAUCUGGCUAAAAUUGCCAAAAAUCAGAUUGCCGAAGACGCGUUACAGGUGCAACGUGACCACGUCGCUGUGUUUAAGAGGUACGUGGCACAUUUCGAGAAAGUUCACGCCUAUGAUCUGCAACGAUCGGAGGGCAGUGAAGAACCAAAAGAUGCUGCCGGGAAUGGUGAUGGCGAAGAAAAUGACGGUAGAAAGGAUAGUGAUAAUGAUGAUGUUAAGGACGAAUGA
This is a messenger RNA of Amorphotheca resinae ATCC 22711, 297 nucleotides long. RefSeq lists its product as hypothetical. Bases 1 to 297 code for a protein of 98 amino acids. NCBI's taxonomy places the organism in Eukaryota, Fungi, Ascomycota, Leotiomycetes, Helotiales, Amorphothecaceae. The transcript has 3 exons. The record is from RefSeq and is a predicted model, not a curated record.